Molecule: messenger RNA, 1572 nt
Organism: Medioppia subpectinata
Lineage: Eukaryota; Metazoa; Arthropoda; Arachnida; Sarcoptiformes; Oppiidae
Source: the annotation of a GenBank genome assembly
CUGCAAAAGUUCGCUUUGGCCGACCCCCCCCCUCCCCCCAAGUGCGAACGUAAUUUGCGAAUCACCCCUUACGAGUUAUAUAAAACGACGGAGAUGAACGAUAUGAGAUUUCUGGAUCCAAUAAUAGCCGGCGACCACGUGUUAAUAGAUGACGAGGCAGUUAUUGAUGAAAUCCUAGAUCUGAGCCCGUGGUUACCCCUCCAUAUCGCCGACCAAAAGACAAUGUUAGGCGUAAGCGGUGUUGUGGUCCGCAAGGGAUGGCAGUCCGACAUUAAGCAAAAGUUUACAACAAUUCAACCAGUUAUGGCCAUUACGAGUACCCCCGAGACGGCCGGCGCCGACGCCAACAGCACCGCCACCGCCGCCUUCAAGACUACCGCCACCAACACUACCGCCGCCACCAACGGAACCUCUGGAUCAGUUGACAGACCGGUUGCCGCGACGGGCAAUGGUCUGCCGUUGGGAGCGAUGUAUGUGGUGAAGAGGGACGGCCGCCACGAGUCGAUAAUGUUUGAUAAGAUCACCUCAAGAAUCGUGAAACUGAGCUACGAGUUGGACACCCGUUUCGUGGACCCGACGGCCAUCACGUUGAAAGUGAUCGCCGGCCUCUAUUCGGGCGUCACUACUGUCCAGUUGGACGAGUUGGCCGCAGAGAUCGCCGCCACGAUGACCACCAAACACGCCGAUUACGCCAAACUCGCCGCCCGUAUAGCCGUCUCUAAUCUCCACAAAGAGACGACGAAGAACUUCUCGGACGUGAUCCGAGCGCUGUAUGCCGUGACAGACGCCGCCAAUGGCCGCAAAACACCGCUCAUCUCGGAGGAGACCUAUCGCGUGGUGAUGGACAACGCCGAGCGCCUCAACUCUGCCAUUAUCUACGACCGCGACUUUCACUACCAGUACUUCGGCUUCAAGACUCUGGAGAGGAGUUAUCUGUUGCGCAUCGGCGGUAAGAUUGUUGAGCGCCCGCAACACUUGCUGAUGAGGGCGGCGGUGGGUAUUCACGGCCAGGAUAUUGACGCCGCCAUCGAGACCUAUAACCUGAUGUCCGAUCGCUGGUUCACUCACGCGAGUCCCACACUCUUCAACGCCGGUACUCCACGACCGCAACUGUCCUCUUGUUUCCUCUUAACGAUGUCUGAGGACUCGAUUGAAGGCAUAUUCGAUACGUUAAAGCAAUGCGCGGUCAUAUCGAAAGCGGCCGGCGGUAUAGGACUGAACGUGCAUUGUAUCCGCGCGGCCGGCACUCCCAUCAACGGCACGAACGGCAUAUCCAACGGUUUGGUACCAAUGCUCCGGUGCUAUAACAACGUGGCCCGAUAUGUGGACCAGGGAGGCAACAAACGGCCCGGUGCGUUUGCGAUCUACAUCGAGCCGUGGCACGCAGACAUAUUCCAGUUCCUGGAUCUGCGCAAGAAUCACGGCGCCGAAGAGCAACGCGCGCGCGACCUGUUUCUGGCCCUAUGGGUGCCCGACCUGUUCAUGAAACGGGUGGAGGCGGACGGCAUGUGGUCACUCAUGUGUCCGCACGAGUGUCCCGGACUGUUCGACUCGUGGGGCGAGAAGUUUGAA